UUGCUUUUGCUCUCAUUUCGGUGUUUCUUCGAAGUGAAUGGAAUGCUACCUUUUUUUUUAAUGCUAAUUCUUGAAGUGUAUUCGGUAAAGAAAUAUGAAUAAGGGCAGUCUAAUCUUACGCAGCCCUGAUUUCUUAACUACACUUAGAACUUUCUCUGGUUUAACUCACAGAUCCCAUGGAAAACUUUUAAAGGUGUAUGUAUGUUCACUACGAGGCGAAAGAAAUGUUUCAAUACUGUUUCGAGUAUUAAGAGGUGCCCUUAAAAUACGAUAUAUUGUUCUUGGUACUGCUGUUGGCGGCGGAGUUCAACUUUCAAAGAAAUAUGAUGAACUGAAAGACAUUAUGCCAGAUUUUAGCUGGGUAUCCGAUUUAAUGCCUAGUCCUGAAAAAAUUGAUGAAUUUCGAGAAAAUUUAAUUGAGUUAAAAAAUAACAUAAAUUUUCCUGAAAAAGGAUGGAUCAAGAAAAAUGUUUCUUUUCUUGCAAGCAGAAUUGAAAAUUUAGGAGAUUAUUUUAGCGAUGACUCUGAUGAUGGGGAUCCUACAACAAUGCUGGCUGAAGGUUUAUUUGCUAUUUUAGGAGGAAAUUCCUCUUCUUUGCCGUUAGAUGUUGCUGUGCAGAAUGCAAUGUCGAAUACAUCAAGCCCAUUUACAGGAUCCUUUAGCUCAAACUCUAAUAUUAAUAGCGAAAAAGCAAGAAUUGAUAAAUUACAGGAAGAAUUAAUUAACGUACAAAUCAAAUAUCAAAAAGAAGUAGAAAGAUUAGAAAAAGAAAACAAAGAACUUCGAAAGAUGCUGAUGUUGAAAUCCAUGAAAUCAGUACCUGCUAGAAAAAUUAAGAAAUCCCUGAUUGAUAUGUACUCUGAGGUUCUAGAUGAGCUAAGUGAUUAUGAUUCUAGCUAUAACACUCAGGAUCACUUACCACGGGUAGUUGUAGUUGGUGAUCAAAGUUCUGGUAAAACAAGUGUUUUAGAAAUGAUUGCCCAAGCCCGCAUUUUUCCUCGAGGAGCUGGAGAAAUGAUGACAAGAGCACCAGUCAAGGUGACUCUUAGUGAAGGGCCUUACCAUGUGGCUAGUUUUAAAGAUAGCUCAAGGGAGUUCGAUCUAACCAAAGAAAGUGAGUUAUCAGAUUUAAGAAGAGAAGUGGAAAUACGUAUGAAAAAGAGUGUUGAAAAUGGCCGAACUGUGAGCAAUGAGGUUAUCUCUAUGACAGUUAAAGGACCUGGCUUGCAGCGAAUGGUAUUGGUUGAUUUACCUGGUGUUAUAAGUACAGUAACAACAGAUAUGGUGGAUGGCACGAGGGAAGCCAUUCGAGAAAUGACUCAACUGUAUAUGAGCAAUCCUAAUUCAAUCAUACUGUGUAUACAAGAUGGCUCUGUUGAUGCUGAGCGUAGCAUCGUAACAGAUUUAGUGAGUCAAAUGGAUCCACAAGGACGAAGAACAAUAUUUGUACUUACGAAGGUUGAUUUAGCUGAGCAAAACAUGGCAGAUCCAACGAGGAUUAAACGGAUUUUAGACGGCAAGUUAUUUCCAAUGAAAGCUUUAGGCUAUUUUGCUGUCGUUACAGGAAGAGGUAGUAAAAGUGAUACCAUUAAUGUUAUCAAAAGUUAUGAGGAAGACUUUUUUAAGAGUUCCAAAUUGUGUAGAGAUGGUAUCCUAAAUGCAACUCAAUGCUCGACGAAAAAUCUCAGUUUUGCUGUUUCUGAAUGCUUCUGGAAAAUGGUUAAAGCUUCAGCAGAGCAACAAGCUGAUGCUUUCAAAGCUGCUCGUUUCAAUUUAGAAGCAGAAUGGAAAAAUAACUUUCCCAGAUUACGUGAACUUGAUAGGGAUGAACUGUUUGAAAAAGCGAGGGGCGAACUUUUGGAUGAAAUUGUGAAUCUUAGUCAGCUUUCACCUAAACACUGGGAAGAAAUUUUGUCAAAGGAAUUAUGGAAAAAGAUGUCAGUAUAUGUGUUUGAAAAUAUUUAUGUUCAAGCUUGGCAAGCUGGAAAUCCUGGAUCUUUUAAUACAGCAGUUGAUAUUAAAUUGAAACACUGGGCUGAUGAAAUGCUUCCCAAAAAAUGUGUAUCUGUUGGAUGGCAGACACUUCAAGAUGAGUUCAGAGGCAUUUUAGAGAAAUCAAAAGCAUCUAAGGAACAUGACGAUUUAUUUGAUGAUUUAAAAACAUCUGUUGUGAACGAAGCCAUCAGACAUCAUUUUUGGGAAAAUAAAGCUGUCGAUAUGCUGCGCAUAAUCCAGUUGAAUGCAUUAGAAGACCGAGCUAUUCCUGACAAGCAGCAAUGGGACAAUGCAAUCAAAUUCUUAGAGACGAGCUUAAAAGACAGACUUUCUCAAACUUGUGCCUAUAUUUCCGAGAUGGAAGGUCCCUCCUUUACCGAAAGGUGGUGGCAUUGGGUUAGCCGAACACCAGAGCAGCAAUUAUGGUCAAGCAUUAAAAAUGAAACUCAGAAGUUGUUUAAUCAAGCUCAUUUUUCCAAUCACGGACCAUCAUUGACCCCUGAUGAAUUAACUACAAUAAAAAGAAAUCUUCAAGGAUCAGAUGUGGAAGCUGAUUACGAUAUGAUCAAACAGGUUUGGCACCCCCUCCAUAGAAAGCAUUUCUUGGAAAAAUCAAUUCAAAAAGCCAGUGACUGCAAAAGAGCCUUUUAUCUUUAUCAUCAAGGCUUGGAAUCUGAAAUAGACUGUAAUGAUGUUGUUCUUUUCUGGAGGAUACAGAAAAUGUUGCAAACUACAGCAAAUGCUUUAAGACAGCAAAUCAUGAAUGCUGAAGCACGCAGGUUGGAAAAAGAAAUUAAAGAAGUUCUAGAAGAUUACAGUCAAAGUUCCGACAAAAAGAAAGCUCUUUUAACUGGAAGACGAGUAGUUUUAGCAGAAGAGCUCAAAAGAGUACGGCAUAUUCAAGAAAAACUAGAAGAGUUUGUUGCAGCUCUACAUGCGGAAAGCUGAAAGUUAUAAUUAUAGUUAAAUCUGUUAUUUUAAUUAUAUUAAUUGUCAAAUUGUACAAUAAAAAUAUUAGUCUUCAGCUGUAAGUCAUAGUUGUCUUGUAAAUAGACUAUAUAUACUAAAAUUUGCAAUUUCAUUUUAUAUUGAUGACAUUACAAUUGAAUAUUGCUGGAAAAAGUAAGAAGAAUAUUAAUGUUUGUAUUGUUUUCUAUCUUCUGA
Uloborus diversus is the source of this 3160-nucleotide messenger RNA. It is a transcript of the gene Opa1, whose product is annotated as dynamin-like 120 kDa protein, mitochondrial. The transcript has 27 exons. Gene Ontology annotation, biological process: mitochondrial fusion. Lineage: Eukaryota; Metazoa; Arthropoda; Arachnida; Araneae; Uloboridae. The coding region runs from base 95 to 2944 and encodes 949 amino acids. Gene Ontology annotation, molecular function: GTPase activity; GTP binding; microtubule binding. Gene Ontology annotation, cellular component: mitochondrial membrane; cytoplasm; microtubule. The record is from RefSeq and is a predicted model, not a curated record.